Molecule: messenger RNA, 1008 nt
Organism: Uncinocarpus reesii 1704
Lineage: Eukaryota; Fungi; Ascomycota; Eurotiomycetes; Onygenales; Onygenaceae
Exons: 1
Coding region: 1-1008 (335 amino acids)
Source: RefSeq, a predicted model, not a curated record
AUGCACGCUUCAGCGGCCAUCUUCCUCACCUUUCUCGCAGGUGCGGCAUUCGCCAAAUUUCCCCCGCCCCCAGGCAAAAUCUGCGACACCGACAAAGAGUGCUCCUUUGCUUGUUUCAAGGAUGGGUGCAUGCCAGUUGCAUGUAAUGGGCUGGAGUGUACUACCGAAUCCGGCUUCCAUUAUAAAUGGACCCAGGAAAAAAAGGACAAAUUCAUGAAGGAAGGCGUUUGCCGCACAGACCCUGCGACGGACGAUCCCGAUUUUACCAAGUGCUUCCGCCGCUGCGAUUCCACUUCAGACUGCCUCAACGAGGAAUACUGCAACUUGUCCAGAAACAGUUGUGAGCCAAAGGUCAAGGAUGAGGAGGAAUGCAAAGCCGAUGAAGAUUGCGAAACUCUAUCAUGUGUUAAGGGGAAAUGCGGCUCCAAUAUUGGAAAGGACUGCAAAAGAGACGAGGAUUGUCCUGCUGUCAAUGGCGUACAAGGCACCAGGCUUUGCUCGAAGAUCACAAAAAAGUGCCUUGAAGGAAAUAUACCAACAGACAAAGGCUGCACCGAAAAUGCUCAGUGUGGGUCAGGAUGCUGUAGCAAGGACGGCACAUGCCAAUAUUGCAAGAAAUGCAACUCGGACAGUGAAUGUCCCUUUUCACUGGUAUGUCGCAAGGGCAGCGACGCUGACGGACAGAAAACAUGCCGUUCGCCCCCGCCGCCCCCGAAACCCAAAUGCUAUCGCCGUAAGGAUUGCAGCGGCAAAGUGAGAUGCUUCACAACCCCGACCCGAACCAUCCCGUGCAACCCAGGAAACGGCUCUCGUGGUUCCCCCUGCACACACAGUGCGCAUUGCCAUGGACGGAUGAAUUGCUUUGACGGAAAGUGCGGCUACUUUGGCAAGAAUUGCGGUAACAGACGCGACGGCUGUGGUUACCCCUGGCAAAAGAAGUGUUGCGAAGGACUUCAGUGUCGGCAAACUACUCCAGGCCGUAUAUCUGGCGAGUAUUGGUGCAUGUAA